GUUUUAAUCAUUAUGUAGUCAAUAUACUGUCAUCCAUAAUUUCAUUGUUGAUAAAUAGAAAAUCUGCUACUAGAAUGUGCCUAUAGUGUCUAUUCGCAUUGAUAUCAAUUCCGGAGGUAAAUGAAAGCAGGUUUCAAAGUUGGUCACGGUGCCUUGCGUAAUACGUACGCCACGACAGCCAAGUGAAGUUCGUUCAGUCAGCAGUGAACUGUCAGACGAAACGCAUGAAACUGAACCGAGAUUAGUGUUGGAAGAAAACCGCGUGGUACACAAUGGCUGACGAAACUCGAGCGAAGAUCCUGGAACUGGUGAAGGAACAGGGAGAUCUUGUACGAAAAUUAAAAGCUGCGAAAGCUGAUAAUGCUAAGGGAUCACAUAAAGCAGUAAAUUUAAAGGAUGAUCUAAAACAAUUAGACAAAGAAUUUUUGGAUGUCAGCUAUGUCUGUGGUUGGAUACCAACUACGUUGGAUACAAAGUUGUAUGAUUCAUGUGAAUCAUUCCUCAAUGGGGAAUUUAUGAACCAUCCUCAUCUGCAGAGGUGGUUUUCUCAUUUGAGAAGCUAUACACCUUUGGAGCGCAAAGCAUUCCCUGCUCCAAAAACCCCACUUUCACAGUUGGCAAAGAAAGUUGAACAGUUGACUAGCAUUUCUUUUCAAAACUCUAAAGGCCUUGAUGAGAAGAUUGCCGAAGAAGUCUCUAAAUUACUAGAUCUAAAGGCUAAGUUAAAUGACGAUAAUGCAGGACCACAAAAAUUUAUCAUUAAAACACCAAAAGGUACACGUGACUAUAAUCCCGAACAAAUGGCGUUACGCUUGUCUGUUUUGGAUAAAAUAAUAACGGUUUUCAAAAGACACGGGGCGGAGACCAUAGAUACGCCGAUUUUUGAACUUAAGGAAGUUCUAACGGGAAAAUAUGGAGAGGACUCUAAACUAAUCUACGACCUUAAAGACCAGGGUGGAGAACUAUUAGCUCUUAGAUAUGACCUUACGGUACCUUUCGCGAGGUACCUUGCAAUGACUAAAUUAACAAACAUAAAAAGGUACCAUAUUGCAAAAGUUUAUCGUAGGGACAAUCCAGCCAUGACAAAGGGACGAUAUCGCGAAUUCUAUCAAUGUGACUUCGAUAUAGCUGGUCAGUAUGAUUUGAUGCUACCAGAUUCAGAAUGUCUUCGUGUGAUUGCGGAGGCGUUAAACGCACUCGAUCUGGGUUCUUACAAAAUAAAGAUCAAUCACCGACGUCUCCUGGAUGGAAUAUUCGCAACCUGCGGCGUCCCUCAAGAUAAAUUUCGCGGCAUAUGUUCAGCUGUGGACAAACUAGAUAAGGCAUCCUGGGAAGAGGUGCGCAAGGAAAUGAUCGAAGAAAAACAGCUAGAUCCAGUAAUUGCUGACAAGAUUGGGGUCUACGUGUCGAAACACGGUCGCAGUGACCUUAUCAAGGAACUGAGAGAUGACGUAGAACUGAUGAAACAAGCGACAGCUGUGGAAGCUCUGAAUGCUUUAGAACUUCUAUUGAAAUAUUGUGAUAUUUACAAACUUACCGAUAAGAUCAGCUUUGAACUUAGUUUAGCGCGGGGACUGGACUAUUACACAGGGAUCAUUUAUGAAGCAGUAUUAAUCGGCGAUAAUGUUGAAGUCGGUAGCAUAGCUGGUGGUGGCCGGUACGACAAUUUAGUAGGAAUGUUCGAUGUCAAGAAAAAAAUAGUACCUUGCGUCGGGAUAUCAUUAGGUGUCGAGAGAAUCUUCAGCGUCCUGGAGGCGAAGAUAGCAAGUUCUGGAGUUAAAACACGUACAACGGAAGUGGAUGUUUUUGUAGCAACAGCUCAAAAGAAUCUCCAUGAGGAACGGAUGCGACUAAUUACUGAUCUUUGGGAUGCGGGUCUGAAUGCUGAGCAAUCUUAUAAGAAAAGUCCAAGAUUACUGGAUCAGUUGCAGCACUGCGAAGAAUACGGAAUACCACUAGCUAUCAUCGUCGGCCAGAGUGAGCUUGCUCGUGGGGAAGUUACUCUAAGAGAAAUAAAAACCCGCAUCGAAAAGGCAGUACCCCGUGAAAAACUCAUUUCUGAGAUCCGCCAGUGGAUAAAGAAUUCACAAAAGGAAUUCUAGUUCAUCAAUUUUCUAAUCCUUAAUUCUCACCUGAUUAGUUAGUUACACCUCUAUACGGGGAUUGACACAAUCCUCACUCUGGAGCAUCUUCAACAACUUAUGAUUUUACACUUGUCACGGAACUUCAGAGCUGCAAGGAAUGCUUGUCGCUAUAGCUAGAGAAAACCAACUACACUUUUUAACUUAUUGCACCAUCAUAAAUCUUUUUACUUUCCCUCCGAAUAAAUCACGCGUUCAGUUUAUGCUA
Cephus cinctus (wheat stem sawfly) is the source of this 2349-nucleotide messenger RNA. It is a transcript of the gene HisRS, whose product is annotated as histidine--tRNA ligase, cytoplasmic. Gene Ontology annotation, molecular function: histidine-tRNA ligase activity; ATP binding. Bases 273 to 2102 code for a protein of 609 amino acids. The record is from RefSeq and is a predicted model, not a curated record. Gene Ontology annotation, biological process: histidyl-tRNA aminoacylation; mitochondrial translation. Gene Ontology annotation, cellular component: mitochondrion; cytoplasm. NCBI's taxonomy places the organism in Eukaryota, Metazoa, Arthropoda, Insecta, Hymenoptera, Cephidae. The transcript is spliced from 6 exons.